AUGGCUGAAAUGCGUAUCAAAAACUUGGAAUUACUUAAACGUCAUCAGGAAAUUGAAGAAGACCGACAACUUGCUCAACGAUCAGGUGCAACAACAACAGUAACUAAAAUUGAAUCUAAAGACACAACAUCAAUGACAACACCUAUGCGAGGUGAAACAAAAAACCGUGGACGAAAUACAGCAAAUCAACAAAAUUUUCAAAAAAAUCCACAUGAACCAAUGCAUCGAGCACCACUACGACGAAAAUUUGAAAAUGAGCGUAUUGAUGUUCAACCUCAACGUGCUCAACGAGUUGAUUACAAUCGUUUAAAACGUGAACGAGCACAAGAACUUGCUAAUCAGCAACAACAACAACAACAUAAUAAUAAUAAUAAUAAUAAUAAUAAUAAUAAUUCCAUCAGUCCUGAAUUGCUUGAAUAUGCAUAUCCAUCUCGGCAUCGAACAGAAGAUAAUCAUGCUACACGUGUCGGUAGUGGCCGUUUGAAUCAGCAACAACAACAACAACGAACUCAAGAUCAAGAACAACGCCGACGAGACGAACGAAUGCGCCGAUCUGGAAUACAUAAUAAUGGUCAUUCAGGAGAAACUUCUGAAUUUCAUCUAGAUUUACCACAAAUACCAAUUUGGCAAAGUGGUUCUCUACCACCUCCAAUUCAUGUACAACUUUUACCAACAAAUAUCAAUGGUCAUCAUACAGGUAUUGAUCAUUUUAUGAAUAAUGGUGGAGAUCAACUAGAUCAAUCUGCUUAUCCUCAUAAUUUUGUUUAUCCAUCACCAGCUCAAUCAUCAUCAUUCAAUGGAAAUGGUACAGUUUACUUUGCUCAUCCAUCUUCACCUAUGUCUACUGGUCCUCCUUCUUCACAACCAUCACAACCACAUUUUCAUCAAUAUUAUCCAACACGUACAUUUGAAAAUUCCAAUCGUCAUCAAUUUCAUCAUCCAUCUCAUUUUCAAUCAUCGUCCAUUUUUCAACCACCACUACCACCUCAUCCUUUUCCCCCUCCUCCUCCACCAGCACAAUUAUCAACUCCAUCAACUUCAAGCUCUUAUAUUCAUCAACAACAAGAAGAUCUAUCCGUUGAUUUACCACCACGAUUUCGUCGUUUAAAAAAUUCGGAUCAAGAUAAUAAAUAUUCUAAACAAAGACCAAUUUCUGGUGAUUUCGAACGUUUAUAUAAUUCCUCUUUAAUGUCUAAUGAUAAUCGUUUUCAAUCACGUCCACAAUCAUUUUAUGAUUUUUCAUCUCAACAACAACCAAAUACAAGUUUUUUUCGUCCAUCAAACACUAAUAAUAAUAAUAAUAAUAAUAAUAAUACUCGUUAUCAAAGAAAUAAUAAUAAUAAUAACAAUAAUAACAAUAACAAUAGUAGCCUACCACUUGCUGCAUAUAUGAAUACAAACGAAUCAUCCUAUCGAAAUGAAAAUAUGAAUAAUAAUAAUAAUUAUUGGGGAACUUCAUAUCAAAGACGACGAUCAACAAAACAACGAACAUAUUACCAUGAUAAACAUCAAUUUCCAUUAUCAUCAUAUGAUCCUCGUCAAUAUGGUUUCAAUAAUAAUUAUCAACGACGAAAUGAUUUUAAUAAUCGAUCAAAUUCAAAUCGACAUAAUAUAAAUAAUAAUGAAAUAAAUGAUUCAAAUGAUAUUAAUGUUAUUGAAGAAUGGUGGGAAGAUGAUAAUCCAGAAUUAAUAGGAACAAAUCAAUUAACAGUUAAAACUGAUUCUCAACCAACAAAAACAACAACAACAACAGUAGAUGAUAGUGGAAAUAGUUCAUUAUCAACAAGUAUACAUUUAAAAGAAUCAACAUUAGAUGAUGAAGAAAACAAUAUAUCAACUCAUGAUGUUAUUAGUCCACCAUCAGAUGUAUCAACAACAGACAGUCAUAUUAUAGAAUCACUUGAUCAACUUCAACAACAAUUGAAAUUAGAAGAAGCCGUAGAAAAACAAUUAGCAUCAGAAAAUGAUGAUAUCAAUAGUGAAUUAUUAUCAUUAAAUAAAGAACAGACGACAUAUGAAACAGCUCAUUUUUUGGAAUGGGCAAAAGAAAAAUUUAGAGAGGAAUUAGCAGUUCGACUUACAGCUCAGCAAAUUGAACAACAUGAUGCUGUAACAACUGAUGAAGAUGAUGAUGAUGAUGAUAUUGUUGGAACUACGAAUCUUAAUAUAGAAAAAUUUCGUAUUGAUCACACAACUGAUGAAGAUAUUGAUAAUCAUAUGGAUAAUAUAGAAGAACUCGAGGACGAUCUUCAUCAAAAAUUAACAAUUGAAGAAAAUACGAUGAAAUCAGUCGUUGUUGAAUGA
Messenger RNA from Rotaria sordida, 2304 nucleotides. The record is from the annotation of a GenBank genome assembly. Lineage: Eukaryota; Metazoa; Rotifera; Eurotatoria; Philodinida; Philodinidae.